Acomys russatus (golden spiny mouse) is the source of this 4095-nucleotide messenger RNA. It is a transcript of the gene Slc4a3, whose product is annotated as solute carrier family 4 member 3. Gene Ontology annotation, biological process: monoatomic anion transport; bicarbonate transport; regulation of intracellular pH. NCBI's taxonomy places the organism in Eukaryota, Metazoa, Chordata, Mammalia, Rodentia, Muridae. Gene Ontology annotation, cellular component: plasma membrane. Gene Ontology annotation, molecular function: monoatomic anion transmembrane transporter activity; solute:inorganic anion antiporter activity. The record is from RefSeq and is a predicted model, not a curated record.
UCCAGCGCCUGCGUCCGCCGGGCCGGGCUCUGCACGGCGAGAGGCCGGACGGGAACCGGCAGCCGCGCCCCGGAGCAAGCGGGGAGGGACAUGGGGCGCGGCAGCUCUCCCAGGUCUCGCAGGUUCCGGAGCCCGGAGGGCUCCCCAAGAGGUCUCCGCAGCGCCCCCUUCUUCUCACCCGGGGUUUGGGUCCCACAGUGAUUGAGAGACUUCUAAGUCUUCUGCUCUACCAUGGCUAAUGGAGUGAUCCCUCCGCCCGGGGGCGCCUCCCCCCUACCCCAGGUCCGGGUGCCCUUGGAGGAACCCCCUCUGAGUCCAGAUGUAGAAGAGGACGAUGAUGACUUGGGCAAGACCUUGGCUGUGAGCAGGUUUGGGGACCUCAUCAGCAAGACCCCGGCCUGGGACCCCGAGAAGCCUAGCCGCAGCUACAGCGAGCGGGACUUUGAGUUUCACCGGCACACAUCCCACCACACCCAUCACCCGCUCUCAGCCCGCCUGCCUCCACCCCACAAGCUGCGGCGACUGCCCCCCACCUCUUCUCGGCACACCAGGAGGAAGAGGAAGAAGGAGAAAACCUCUGCUCCCCCCUCAGAAGGGACACCCCCCAUACAGGAGGAGGGGGGAGCUGGAGCAGAAGAGGAGGAGGAGGAGGAAGAGGAAGAAGAAGAAGGAGAGUCUGAGGCAGAGCAUGCGGAGCCUCCAUCUUUAGGGCCCCCACAGAAAGCAAAGUUCUCCAUUGGAAGCGAUGAGGAUGACAGCCCAGGCCUUUCUAACAAGGCUGCCUGUACGAAGGCCCUGCCUGCCGUGGGCCUGCACUCUGACCAGAGCCCCCAGCGCCCUGGCAGCUCUCCCAGUCCCAGGACCCGGGCUUCCCGUAUCUCUACAGAGAAGAGCCGGCCUUGGAGUCCAUCAGCCAGCUAUGACCUGCGGGAGCGAUUGUGCCCAGGCAGCGCUCUGGGCAACCCUGUGCCAGAGCAGCGGGUGCCCACUGAUGAGGCAGAGGCCCAAAUGCUGGGUUCUGCCGACCUGGAUGACAUGAAGAGUCAUCGGCUGGAGGACAACCCUGGUGUGCGGCGGCACUUGGUGAAGAAACCAUCCCGGACCCAGGGUGGGAGAGGCAGCCCCAGCGGCCUGGCUCCCAUCCUGCGCAGGAAGAAGAAGAAAAAGAAGCUGGACCGAAGGCCUCACGAGGUGUUCGUGGAGCUGAAUGAACUGAUGCUGGACCGGAGCCAGGAGCCGCACUGGCGCGAGACAGCGCGCUGGAUCAAGUUUGAGGAGGAUGUGGAGGAGGAGACAGAGCGCUGGGGGAAGCCCCAUGUCGCCUCGCUCUCCUUCCGUAGCCUGCUGGAGCUCAGGAGAACCAUUGCCCAGGGAGCGGCUCUCCUGGACCUGGAGCAGACCACCCUGCCAGGCAUCGCUCACCUUGUGGUGGAGACCAUGAUUGUAUCUGACCAGAUCCGGCCUGAGGACAGGGCUAGUGUUCUGAGGACCCUACUCCUGAAGCACAGCCAUCCCAAUGACGACAAGGAUAGUGGCUUUUUCCCUCGAAACCCAUCAAGCUCCAGUGUGAACUCUGUCUUGGGGAAUCACCACCCAACCCCUAGUCAUGGCCCUGAUGGUGCAGUACCCACCAUGGCUGAUGACCUAGGGGAGCCAGCCCCGUUGUGGCCACAUGACCCUGAUGCCAAGGAGAAGCCCCUCCACAUGCCUGGGGGAGAUGGUCACCGGGGGAAAAGCCUGAAACUACUGGAGAAGAUCCCUGAAGAUGCCGAGGCCACCGUUGUGCUUGUGGGCUGUGUGCCUUUCUUGGAGCAGCCGGCAGCAGCUUUUGUGCGGCUCAGUGAGGCUGUCCUCCUGGAGUCUGUGCUUGAGGUCCCUGUGCCUGUUCGCUUCCUCUUUGUGAUGCUGGGACCCAGCCAGACCAGCACGGACUACCAUGAGCUAGGCCGCUCUAUUGCCACCCUCAUGUCUGACAAGCUGUUUCACGAGGCUGCCUACCAGGCAGAUGACCGGCAGGACCUUUUGGGUGCCAUCAGUGAGUUCUUGGAUGGGAGCAUCGUGAUCCCCCCAUCGGAGGUGGAGGGCCGUGACCUACUACGCUCUGUGGCCGCCUUCCAGCGCGAGCUGCUGAGGAAGCGACGGGAGCGGGAACAGAACAAAGUGGAGAUGACCACCCGGGGGGGCUAUGCGGCCCCUGGCAAAGAACUGUCUCUGGAGAUGGGGGCCUCCGAGGCACCCUCUGAAGAUGAUCCCCUGCAACGAACAGGCUCAGUGUUUGGGGGGCUAGUGAGAGAUGUGAAGCGCCGGUACCCACACUACCCCAGUGACCUGCGGGACGCACUGCACUCCCAGUGUGUGGCCGCUGUACUCUUCAUCUACUUCGCAGCCCUCAGCCCUGCUAUCACCUUUGGGGGGCUGCUAGGAGAGAAGACAGAAGGGCUAAUGGGCGUGUCAGAGUUGAUUGUGUCCACGGCUGUGCUUGGGGUCCUCUUCUCACUGCUGGGGGCCCAGCCGCUGCUCGUGGUGGGCUUCUCUGGGCCUCUGCUGGUCUUCGAAGAAGCCUUCUUCAAGUUCUGCCGAGCUCAGGACCUGGAAUACCUCACCGGUCGAGUGUGGGUGGGCCUCUGGCUGGUGGUCUUCGUCCUGGCCCUGGUGGCUGCAGAGGGCAGCUUCCUGGUCCGCUACAUCUCGCCGUUUACCCAGGAGAUCUUCGCUUUCCUCAUCUCGCUAAUUUUCAUCUAUGAGACUUUUCACAAGCUCUAUAAGGUGUUCACAGAACAUCCUUUGCUGCCAUUCUACCCACCCGAGGGAACCCUGGAGACUGGCUUGGAACUAAAUAGUAGCGCCCUGCCUGCCACGGAGGGACCACCAGGCCCAAGGAACCAGCCCAAUACAGCUCUGCUAUCCCUCAUCCUCAUGCUGGGGACUUUCCUCAUUGCCUUCUUCUUGCGCAAGUUCAGGAAUAGCCGCUUCCUGGGGGGCAAGGCUCGACGCAUCAUUGGGGAUUUUGGAAUUCCCAUCUCCAUCUUGGUGAUGGUCCUGGUGGACUACUCUAUCACAGAUACCUACACACAGAAGCUAACGGUGCCGACAGGGCUCUCGGUGACUUCGCCGCAUAAGCGCACGUGGUUCAUCCCACCCUUGGGCAGCGCCCGCCCCUUCCCACCGUGGAUGAUGGUGGCUGCUGCCGUCCCCGCACUCCUGGUUCUCAUCCUGAUAUUCAUGGAGACACAGAUCACUGCGCUCAUUGUCAGCCAGAAGGCACGGAGGCUUCUCAAGGGUUCCGGCUUCCAUCUUGAUCUGCUCUUGAUUGGCUCUUUGGGUGGCCUCUGUGGGUUAUUCGGAUUGCCUUGGCUCACAGCUGCCACUGUCCGCUCUGUCACCCAUGUCAACGCGUUGACCGUAAUGCGUACUGCCAUUGCACCUGGUGACAAGCCCCAGAUCCAGGAGGUGCGGGAGCAGCGGGUCACCGGGGUGCUCAUUGCCAGCCUUGUGGGUCUCUCUAUCGUCAUGGGAGCUGUGCUGCGCCGGAUCCCCCUGGCUGUGCUCUUCGGGAUUUUCCUGUACAUGGGGGUCACAUCAUUGUCUGGUAUCCAACUGUCCCAGCGUCUACUGCUCAUAUUCAUGCCAGCAAAGCACCAUCCUGAGCAACCCUACGUGACCAAGGUGAAGACCUGGCGGAUGCACCUGUUCACCUGCAUCCAGCUGGGCUGCAUCGCGCUGCUCUGGGUGGUCAAGUCAACGGCGGCCUCGCUGGCCUUCCCUUUCCUGCUGUUACUCACGGUGCCCCUGAGGCGUUGCCUUUUGCCCCGGCUCUUCCAGGACAGGGAGCUGCAGGCGCUGGACUCUGAAGAUGCUGAACCAAACUUUGACGAGGAUGGGCAGGACGAGUACAAUGAGCUACACAUGCCUGUGUGACCCUAAAGAUGGUGACCCUUAGAGACCCCACCUUGGUGACUCACAGACCCUAGGAACCCAGCACCAGGGCCGCCAGGCGUUCCUCAGGACCCAGGGAUGUACCUGGGUCACUGCCCAUGCCAGGCCAGCUCAGACGGCACCGGCUUUGAAGUCAUUAUAACACACUCCUUGCCUCGU